GUCGUUGCCAAAGAUGGAGCUCCCGAACCGUACACUUUGAGUGGAACGGCUUUGGUAGAGGUGACAGUCAAUGACGAAAACGACGAAACGCCGGAAAUUCGAGUGAUGCUCCUCGAAUCGAGCACAAGUGGACAAAUUUCAUCUGCAAUGCAUCAAUCCCAGCUGGAACCCUCAAGCGAACUUUCGGGCAAUGGGGCAAAAUUUCUCGGUGAAUAUAUGACUUCGAUCAGUGAAAAUCCACAGCCUGAAACUGUGAUUGCUUACAUCCAAGUUUUAGACCGUGAUCAUAACGGGCAGGAUCAAGUUCACUGUCGUCUGGGUCCCACCGAUAACUUCACACUUCAAGUGGAUUCACCGGACACUAAGUAUGCGCCAGGUCGAGCAGAUCUUUCCGGGACACAGACCAUCAGCGAUUUGGCCAACUCCUCACCUAAUCGACAAGAUUUUCGACUCGUCACAGGAACAAGCCUUACAAGCUCGAUAGGUCCGUUCACGCGUUUGGAUCGCGAGGUCACCCCCAUGCAGCAGGUUACUAUCACAUGCACCGAUAGCGUUGGCAAUUCGGCUUUUGUACGGAUCAAUGUCCAACUGAAAGACGUCAACGACCAUGCUCCGGAAUUUGUCAACAAUGGUCAUUUCGCAUUUCAGAUCCCGGAAAAUCAGGAACUGAUCGGUGGGAAGCCCCUAUGGUUGGGGCGGACCGUUGCUACCGACAAAGAUGCUGGUGAUAAUGCAAAAAUUUCUUACAGUCUUGAAGAAGAUAGUGAAAAUUACGACUCCACGAAACAUUCAUACGAUGGGGCAAUGAGUAGAUUGUUUGAGCUGGAUGCUCGUACCGGAGAUUUGUACGCAAAAGUUAUGUUUGACCGCGAAGCUCUAACCGGGGAAGGAGCCUACCGAUUACGAGUACAUGCGGUGGAUAACGGACAACCCAAGCUCACUGGGACUGCAGUUGUAGAAGUGUUCAUCGUUGAUGUGAAUGACUGGGCACCGCAGUUCACAAAGGAUGUCUACACGUUUUCUGUAGCUGAAGACACACGUGUUCAGGAGGUCGUAGGGAGCAUCGAGGCAGUGGACCGUGAUGCUGACAGUCAGGGUAAAAUAACUUACCACAUGGUCAAUCAUAUGAGGCAGCCAACAGCGCUUUAUACGCGAGGGAUUCGCAAAACCAGAUCAGUUGGCAGCAAGGCCCCAUUCUCGCGAAAAGGGCGAAAAGUCAGUGAUCCUGAGGUGAGUUCUGGAGAAUUACAAGGAACUACAAGUUCCUAUGCUGAUACAUCAGUUCCGGUACCCCAGAAUUCCCCGAGUCCGGAGUUCUAUAAACGUCGAGAGCAGAAGGCUUCUGAUGAAAAUAAUUUCAAUGUUCUGCCUGAAAACGCUCCAAAAGAGCACAACUACUUCAGUGUCGACAGAUUGAGUGGAAAGAUCCGCCUAAUACGACGGCUGGAUCGAGAAUCGGUGGCGUUUUUUUCACUUGAAAUUGUGGCCACAGAUAGCCCGCCAGUUUCAAUACUUCCUGUCAGGCACCAGCAAUCUGGAAGUUAUACCAAUUUUACUUCAAAUGUCCACCUAAUCCCGAAGAUUUUGUCAAGUUCAACAACAGUGGUAAUUGCAGUCACAGACGUGAACGAUAACGCGCCAGUUUUUCGCAGUCCAAACACAUCCACGGCAAUUCAGGUUCGCCUGCAAGAAACUCUGGGAAAACAAUUACUGACCUUUGAAGCCACCGACGCUGAUGAGGGGGAAAACGCAAGAAUAUCAUACAGUAUACGAACGGAGGUACCCCGGCCACCCGGGGGACCAGGAACCGGAUAUUUUUCAGUAGACGAAACAAGUGGACUCUUGUUCUUGGCCAGGACCCUUAAUAACACAGCAACCCAUCGUCUGGUGGUUGAGGCCUGUGACAAUGGAAGUGGGACGACCCGACGCUGCACACUAUCUCCUAACAUCCGUAUCACAGUCUUUGAUGGAACGGAAGGGCAGAAUAAUGGAGAUUUGGGCCUCUACCAGGGACGAUCAUUGCAAUCUGGUCCAGCUGACAUGAUCCCCUUUGACUUGGACACGUUUGCCGCCCGUUCUGCUGCAGCUGCUCAGUCUGGCAGACGGAAUGAAGUAAUCGUUGUCUGUUUAGUGGUCAUCUUCAGUUGUCUUUUGUUGGCCACGAUUUUCUUGGUUGCAUGUAUUCUGCAUCGGCGCGGAUCACGCCCUUGGCUACUUGGACGAUCUACAAAUGUGGAUGGACGUAUUUUAGCAAAGGACGUGAGUAGCACACCAAAACCAAAUCAUGCCAACUUAAAGUCCAACGGUGAUCCUUGGAUCGACGACGGACUGCAAAAUGAGGAAACUGAAAUGGUUUUGGAUCCGAAACUGGAUAACUGCAAGGCUGUGUCUUACGGAGUUGGCUGUUCUGGGAAUGAACCAAAGUAUCUUGCCCGUGACACAAUGUUCCCUGGUGUUGCUUACCCCGUUCACACAUAUAUUCCUGCAGGAGUAAAGCUUACACCCGGAUCGCAAAACUUUUUCUACCCUACGCACUUUGAUCCCACCACUCUGGUACAUACUUCUCCAGAGGAUUGCAAUGAACAGCCCAGUUACCUUGGACGUUCAAGGACACAAACUGACACGCCAUCCUCAACCGAUGGCAGGGUGAAUGUGACAAAACUCACCACUCACAAGGUCACUGAAAACACUCUGACACUUUCUUUAUGUUCAGCAGAUGGAGGCGGUCCCCGAGUUUUCGUCAAUCUUCUAUUUUGCUUAAACCGAAAAUGGGCACCGCUAGCGAAAUGCGCUCAUUUGAAAACUAAUUUGGGGAGACUGAACUAA
Molecule: messenger RNA, 2826 nt
Organism: Opisthorchis viverrini
Lineage: Eukaryota; Metazoa; Platyhelminthes; Trematoda; Opisthorchiida; Opisthorchiidae
Exons: 7
Biological process (GO): homophilic cell-cell adhesion
Cellular component (GO): plasma membrane
Molecular function (GO): calcium ion binding
Source: RefSeq, a predicted model, not a curated record